AUGUAUUUCUUACCAAUCCUAAGAUCAGUGAUACUCCUGAUCACACUUACCUGCCUCCUGGGAUCUCACUUUUCCUUUGCAGCCAACACCGGAGACUGGAAACCCAGGUCAAUAUAUCAGGUUUUUACUGACAGGUUUGCUAGGACAGACGGGUCCUCAACAGCGCUAUGCGACCCAAAGGAAGGCGUAACGUGUGGUGGGACAUGGAGAGGAAUAAUCAACCACUUGAACUAUAUCCAGGGCAUGGGAUUUGAUGCGAUCAUGAUAUCGCCUGUUACUCAGAAUAUAGAUGGUAGUGUUGAGCCCUUCAUGAUCGAGGAAUGUUCUCUGAUGGUUGAUGUCGUCAUCAAUAAUAUGGCAUACAUUACGAACGGUGGCAACCCGGACAAGGCCAUCGAUUAUUCAAUCUUCGUCCCUUUCAAUAGCGAAGAGUAUUUCCAUCCCUACUGCGAAAUUACUGACUACGACAAUUACGACAUUGCGCAAAAGUGCUGGACUGGGGACAAAAUUGUGCCAUUACCCGACCUGAAAACCGAGGACGACACCGUCACCCAGAUAAUGAAGACAUGGGUCGAGGGCCUCAUUACUAACUACUCGAUUGAUGGUCUUCGGAUAGAUGCUGCGAAGCAUGUGGAUACGAGGUACCUGAAUGAAGUCGUGAGCGCAUCAGGUGUCUUUGCGACGGGGGAGGUUUAUGAGAGAGAUUUGGAGACCGCUUGUGGGUAUCAGAGACACAUCCAAAGUGUCCCAAACUACCCUAUCUACUACGCCAUGAUCCAAGCGUUUGGCAACGGAAAUAUGACGGCGCUUGUAAGACAGGUAGAAGACGCAAUGCUGGCAUGCAACGAUACCUUCGCUUUGGGUGCUUUCGCGGAAAACCACGACCUGCCGCGGUUUCCAUCCUUCAACAAGGACCUUUCGCUGGCUAAAAAUAUCAUCGCAUUUACUAUCCUUUCAGAUGGAAUUCCAAUGUUCUACCAGGGCCAAGAACAGCAUCUCUCAGGCGAUGGGACUCCUGCAAAUCGUGAGGCUCUUUGGCUUUCAAACUAUGACACGGAUGCCCCUUUAUAUAAAUUUACGGCCUUGGUCAACAAGAUACGUAAACAGGCCAUCCGCGUGGACCCCGAUUACCUUGGGCACCAAGUCUAUCCAUUGGCCGACAUGAACGGAAUUUCCUCGUUUCGUAAGGGAAACGAAGGCCGCCAUAUCAUAGCCAUUUACUCAAGCCACGGUGAAGAUGGAUUUAGCCACCAGUUGAGGAUCCCGAGAAGUGGUCAUCAACGCCUAGAGUUAACUGAAAUUACCACUUGUGAGAAUUAUACCCUUGAUCACUGGGGUGCGCUGCAGGUGAAAGCGGAGAAUGGCUUGCCUAAGAUAUUUUUCCCUGCGAAUCAGAUGGGAGGCAGCGGGUUAUGUGGAUUUGGGGAUUGGCCUAUUCGCGGUUCAAGAACGAAAGGAAACGGCGUGUCGUCCAGUGAGGAAACGUCUUGGGUGACCGAAGUCCACGAAAAUCCUAAAUGGGGGAGGAGACCGGGUAGGCUGGGAUCAAGGCCGCGAGAUAAGCAGCAGAAGUCUAGGUCCAGAAGGGCGUGGAGCGACCCAUUGGGGUGUUUGUUUUUAUUUGCGUUGGUAGCAUUCCAUUUGACCUGCGGAUGA
Messenger RNA from Coccidioides posadasii C735 delta SOWgp, 1656 nucleotides. Lineage: Eukaryota; Fungi; Ascomycota; Eurotiomycetes; Onygenales; Onygenaceae. The record is from RefSeq and is a predicted model, not a curated record.